This is a messenger RNA of Centropristis striata (black sea bass), 1597 nucleotides long. RefSeq names its product N-myc (and STAT) interactor (gene nmi). Gene Ontology annotation, cellular component: cytoplasm. Lineage: Eukaryota; Metazoa; Chordata; Actinopteri; Perciformes; Serranidae. The record is from RefSeq and is a predicted model, not a curated record. The coding region runs from base 293 to 1411 and encodes 372 amino acids. The transcript has 10 exons.
GCAAAACAACAACAAAAAACAAUUUUUAAAUAAAAAUCCAUAAUUAAACAAGGAACAAUAUAGUAGAUGUGUUUAUUUGUUGAUGUAUUUAGUAGGUUAUUGAUCUAUUUAUGUCUAUAAAUACUUAUGCUUUACGUAAUUGUUGCCGAUCCAGUUUUGACUUUCACUUUUGAUUUUGAUCAGAAAGAGCUGCUGCGCGGUGUGUGCUCUGUCUGUUUAACUUUACCACGAUUCGACACAGGAAAUAAACCAGCGACAAAAUACACAGCGACAAAAUACACCUACACAGGUCAUGGCAGACCGACAGAUAGACAGCAAGGUGGACGUUGAUUCGGAGGGGAGAGAGAGAGAGUUGGAGGAGGCCAGGAAAGAGCUUCAAACAUGGAAGACUAAAGUGGAGAAAGCUGAUGAUGAGAAAGCCAGGCUGAUAUUGGACAAACUAGAAGAAGAAGAAGCCAAGACGAAGGCCCAGCAGGAGAUGAUAGUUUGUGCUAACAAGCAAGCGGAGCAUCAGAAGGAAUUCAAUCAAGGGAUGAACGCAGUGCAGGAUGAAAUCCUGAAGCUAAGUAAACGCAGAGAAGAACUGCAGAAAAAACUGAAGAUGUAUCAAUCGGAACUGGAGGCUAAGAAGGCAGAGUCCACAAAACUGAGGCAGAAAUUCAAGAUCUACGCCCAGAUUCCAGAGACAGAGGUGAUGUUCAGGACACAGGAUAAAGAGGAGAGGGAUGACGACAGUGAGCCAAUCAGAGGGCUGUUUGCCAUCAGCCAGAGACCCACUGUCCUUCUGCAAGGAGGACAGGCACUCAUCACCUUUGAAGAAGAGAGCGUUGCCUCUCGGAUCUUGAAGCUUGCCAAGUGCUCUGUGUCCUGUGAGAAAAGUAGUUUGGAUGUGAAGCCGAAAAAAAUAACCAUGGAUCCUGUUGUUAAGUUUGAGGUCCAGCUUGACGUUUCCAGAAAAGAUCUCGUGGUUGCCAACAUUCCCCCUUCCAUGCCAGAGGAGAGAAUAAAGGACAAACUGGAGAUGAGUUUCUCCAGACCCAGCAGAGGAGGAGGAGAGGUGGAGAAUGUGCAGUACGAUAAGAACACUGGGACAGGCCGGAUCAGAUUUUUACACCCUGGAGUUACUGAGUCACUGGUUCUGAAAGGGAAGUACCCUGUGGAUCUGGACUCUCAAGUAGACGUGCAGGUUGGAAACAUUUACACAUAUCGGCUGUGCAAGUUUCAGACUUUCUGUGGCAUCCCGAAGCGUACCAUCCUUCUGGAUGGCAUUGAGGACACUGAGGAUGAAGAGGACCUGCAGGACCACUUGGAGAUCCACUUCCAGAAACCCAGCAACUUUGGUGGUGAGAUAGAGAGCAUCAAGUACAACUCCAGAGGGAAGGCUCUGAAAGCCUUUUUCUGUGAGGACUGACUUUAAGCAGCAACAACAUGUAAGGAAAGUAAGAGUAGCUCCUCCCUCUCCAUUAUCAAUCUGUCUUCCUCCUAUUGAAUCAUCUAAAAAACAUAAUUGUAAUAUGAUUUUUUUUAACAUAUAUAUAUUAUCCCCUAUAUAAAAUGUGGAGUAUAUUAUGGACAAUUAUGGAUUUUUAUUAUAUAU